UCCGGGGAGAAAAACCGGUACUGGAUACCGAAUCUCGACAUCAACAAGAAAGUGAUCACCCAGGAGAUUCAAUACUACCUUGGCCCCGAGUCGACCGUGCGGCCAUACACGCGAGAGGGCGAAGAUGGAUUCUUGAUAACGACACCAGGAGAAUGCUUGACGGACGAGCAGAUAGACGACAUAUGUCGCAAGUCCAAAGAGGUCUGGGAAAAGCAGGCAGCUGCUAGGUCGAAGAAGGAUGCGGAUAAGCCACUCAAGCGACCCCUUCAUCAACCGAUUGUAGUAUCCCGAGCGUCGAGGACGGACUCCACAAGACAUCGGCGC
Mollisia scopiformis is the source of this 324-nucleotide messenger RNA. RefSeq lists its product as uncharacterized. The annotation marks the transcript as partial. The transcript is spliced from 3 exons. NCBI's taxonomy places the organism in Eukaryota, Fungi, Ascomycota, Leotiomycetes, Helotiales, Mollisiaceae. The record is from RefSeq and is a predicted model, not a curated record.